UAAUCAGGGAGCUACCCCGAAGCCUACGAGGGGGAGAAUAAAGUAUGGGUCCUCGCCUGGAUUCUGGACUUUAAAGUGAACAUCAAAUUUACAGUCAUGGAUUCCGAAAGUCUUUUCAACGUUAAGGGCAAAGUGGUGCUGGUCACCGGUGGCGCCAAGGGCAUUGGUCGCAUGAUCUCCGAGGGAUAUGUGACGAACGGUGCCACAGUCUAUAUCUCAUCGCGCGAUGCUAAGGCCUGCGACCAGGCUGUCAAGGAGCUCAAUGCACUUGGCAAGGGCAAGGCCCACGCCAUUCCCGCCGAUUUCUACAAGUAUGAGGAUGUGAAGAAGUUGGCCGAGGAGCUGGGCAAGCGCGAGAACAAGCUCCACGUCCUGGUUAACAACUCUGGCUCGAACUGGGGUGCCCCCUACGACGAGUAUCCCACCGAGGCCUUCACCCGAGUGCUCACCCUCAACCUGCACCGUGUCUUCGAUCUCACCCAGCUCGUCACUCCCCUCCUUGAGAAGGCAUCCGCCCCGAAUGACCCGGCCCGCAUCAUCAACAUUGGCAGCAUUGACGGUCUCCGUGUUCCCUCGCUCGAGACCUUUGCCUACAGCUCUAGCAAGGCUGGUCUGCACCACCUUAGCCGAGUGCUGGCAAACCACCUCGGCCGACGCAACAUCACUUCCAACACUCUGGCCUGUGGCCCGUUCGAGAGCAAGAUGAUGGCUGCCACCCUUAAAUCCUUCGGCGAUGCCAUCAAGGCUGGUGUCCCUCUGGGCCGUAUCGGUACUCCCCAGGAUGUCGCUGGUACUUGCUUGUUCCUGAGCAGCCGAGCGGGCGCCUUUAUUAACGGUGCCACCAUCUCGGUCGAUGGUGGUAGCUCCAUUUCUGCCAAGAUCUAAACGGGAUAAGCUAGUGCGCCAAGGAGCCAAAUAUUUUCUGUCAGAUAUUUGUUGCUGUAGGUAUUGAAUACGAUAGAGCAGGAAGCCAGUUAUUGUACAAGAGUUGCUAUAGUUCGGAUCCCGGUUGCGGACUCCGGGACGAGUCUCCCGUAUAGUAGAUGAAGCUACCAAGAUCUCUUGCAUACCAGGCGAAGGCUGGUGGCCACAAUCAGUCAAUCG
Molecule: messenger RNA, 1104 nt
Organism: Penicillium subrubescens
Lineage: Eukaryota; Fungi; Ascomycota; Eurotiomycetes; Eurotiales; Aspergillaceae
Product: short chain dehydrogenase/reductase family
Exons: 4
Coding region: 97-885 (262 amino acids)
Molecular function (GO): oxidoreductase activity
Source: RefSeq, a predicted model, not a curated record